Pongo pygmaeus (Bornean orangutan) is the source of this 2784-nucleotide messenger RNA. RefSeq names its product TM2 domain containing 1 (gene TM2D1). The record is from RefSeq and is a predicted model, not a curated record. Gene Ontology annotation, molecular function: amyloid-beta binding; G protein-coupled receptor activity. The coding region runs from base 1 to 807 and encodes 268 amino acids. The transcript has 8 exons. NCBI's taxonomy places the organism in Eukaryota, Metazoa, Chordata, Mammalia, Primates, Hominidae. Gene Ontology annotation, biological process: apoptotic signaling pathway.
AUGGCGGCCGCCUGGCCGUCCGGUCCGUCUGCUCCGGAGGCCGUGACGGCCAGACUCGUUGGUGUCCUGUGGUUCGUCUCAGUCACUACAGGACCCUGGGGGGCUGUUGCCACUUCCGCCGGGGGCGAGGAGUCGCUUAAGUGCGAGGACCUCAAAGUGGGACAAUAUCCUCUGUGGGAAACACCCCCCCGUGGAGGCGAGGUAGAGUUGGGGUCGCAGACAGGGUCUCACUCUGUCGCCCUGGCUAGAGUACAGUGGCGCGAUCUCAGCACACUGCAGCCUCCGCCUCCCGGGUUCAGUCAGUUCUCCUGCCUCAGCCUCCUGAGUAGCUGGGACUACAGGCAUGCGCCACCACACCAGGAUCCAAAAAUAAAUGACGCUACGCAAGAACCAGUUAACUGUACAAACUACACAGCUCAUGUUUCCUGUUUUCCAGCACCCAACAUAACUUGUAAGGAUUCCAGUGGCAAUGAAACACAUUUUACUGGGAACGAAGUUGGUUUUUUCAAGCCCAUAUCUUGCCGAAAUGUAAAUGGCUAUUCCUACAAAGUGGCAGUCGCAUUGUCUCUUUUUCUUGGAUGGUUGGGAGCAGAUCGAUUUUACCUUGGAUACCCUGCUUUGGGUUUGUUAAAGUUUUGCACUGUAGGAUUUUGUGGAAUUGGGAGCCUAAUUGAUUUCAUUCUUAUUUCAAUGCAGAUUGUUGGACCUUCAGAUGGAAGUAGUUACAUUAUAGAUUACUAUGGAACCAGACUUACAAGACUGAGUAUUACUAAUGAAACAUUUAGAAAAACGCAAUUAUAUCCAUAAAUAUUUUUUAAAAGAAACAAUACCGAGAGAGUCCAAAGCCUGAAUUCCCUGUAAGUGCUUCUUCUAACCUAAAGUUUGGCUCUGCCCAUAAGAAUUAUUAACUGGCCUCAGCUUUAUCUUUUUCUUUUUUUUUUUGAGACGGAGUCUUGCUCUGUCGCCCAGGCUGGAGUGCAGUGGCUCAAUCUUGGCUCACUGCAACGUCUGCCUCCCAGGUUCAAGCGAUUCUCGUGCUUCAGCCUCCCCAGUAGCUGGGACUACAGGCACACACCACCAUGCCCGGGUAACUUGUAUUUUUAGUAGAGACGGGGUUUCGCCAUUUUAGUCAGGCUAGUCUCGAACUCUUCAGGUGAUCCACCCGCCUCGGCCUCCCAGAGUGCUGGAAUUACAGGUGUGAGCCACUGUGCCUGGCUGGCCUCAGCUUUAAAUAAGUGAUAAACCUGCUGAAGUCAGAGAUACCAUCCUUUUUUCCUGGUUCAACUGUCUGGUUUUCUAGGACUCUGCUACUACAAGGUUUUUUUAAUUUCAAUUACCAUACAUUAGUCUAUUCUAAUAAUCUUCCAAUAAUGCAAACUUUUACUCAGGAUUUUGGUAGAAUAUCAGGAAAACCAUUUCCUGGUAUAAUUAUUCUCUGUAAUAGAGAAAUCCUAUAUAUCAUGUAGGGUGAAGUAGCUUUUAUGUAAUAGUUCACUUUGAACUGUCUAGCAGCUGUCUAGCAGCUUUCAUAGACACGGACAGGCAGAGAGAAAGGGUAGAUGUCUUAACCAUUAUCCUUGUUCUAGGGUUUUCAGUCAACUCUAUCUUAAAAGACUGCUUCUAGAGGCCAGCAAGAGAAUAGACAUUUGUUUUCUGUCUUGUAGAACAGAAACAGGAUAUGAAGUAUACUUUUGCCCUUUAGGUGGAUUUUUUUCUUUUCUAACAGUAAAAUUACGGAUAUGCCUUGUAGUUAUUGUCAUGGAAUUGAACAGUGACACACCCUCAAGAUGUGAGGAAUUUAUUCAACUGAUUGUCCAAAAGGUUUUCCAAAUCUUAUAAACUGUAAGUCAUUGAGCCUUAAAAUUAGAAUAAAGCUUAGAGAUCCAUCUACCUCUUCUUACCAGGAAAAAAAUCGAGAGCUAAGGAAGUUGAGACUAAGACACACAACUAAUUAGUGCAAAGCUGAAACUAGAAUCUAGGUUUUCCAUACAUUCUGUUACAUGGUUGUUCUCUUCCUCCCGUCCUACCCCAGCUCCAGUCAACUGUAUCAUUUUGUAUUAGGCAUUUUUGUUUUGGAAAUUGUUUCUCCUAUUUUAUGAGAAGGAUUGUGUAGUUUCAUGUAACUUGUAUUAUUCAUACUGUAAAUUGUGUCUCUUUCAAAAGUAGAUUGUUUCUAAACCAUAGUGUGUAAAAAUUAAGCAAAUGUAAUUUUAAGAGGAAUCUUAUUCUUGGUAGCCUAUUAUGUAAGCAUUUAGGUGGGAUUCCGGAUUCAGAUUUGAAACUUAAAACCUGAAAGGCCCAUUGAGAAGGCCAGUAUCUGCAUUAUCAUUCAUGUAAUCUCUCUACAUUAUACAGAAGUGCUCCAAGAGUGAGAAAAAAAUACAUUGAGCAAAUGAAAUGUUAAAAUGUACAUCUGCAAUAACCUCAUUGGACUCUUAAAAAAUAUUGUGUUUUAACGUAUUUCUUUUUUCUGUUUUAGGAUUUGAGCCUCCUUGAUUUUAAUAGAGAACUUCUAGUGUAUGGAUUUAGAGAUUUCUCUUUUUCAUUCAUAUACCAUUUUAUGAGUUCUGUGUAAUUUUUUGUGGUUUUUGUUGUGUUGAUUUAAAGUAUAUUAUUGUGAGAUUUAUUUAAAAGGACUUUCUUUGAAAGCUGUGUAAUAGUGUUUCUCGGGCUUCUGUCUCCAUGAGAGGUAGCUUAUUACUCUGAUACUCUUUAAUCUUUUACAAAGGCAAGUUGCCACUCGUCAUUUUUGUUUCUGAAAAAUAAAAGUAUAACUUAUUCACA